CUGUAUUGUAUCAGAUUUGCUUUCUUUUCAAGAAUUCAUGGAAUUGCUUAGGCAUCCAAUGAGGUGCAGCAGAUUUAUGAUGUUAAUGACAGUGGUCGGUGUAUUAUCAAUAAGCCUACAACAAUCACAGUAUGUAGUUGGGAUUCGAUUUGUGGUUGAAAAGGAAGAAUGUUUAUCUCAUUCUAUGCCAUAUGAAGGCGACAUGGUUCAAGUUUCUUAUGUUGUGAUCAAAGCUGAUGUCCCAUGGAAUUCCGGUUUAGAAGACGGCGUCGAUCUUAUUUCAGGUGGGACAGACCUUCGACGUUCUGCCAGGAAGAGGAAGCGUUUACAGUCAGUUAAGGAGUCAUUCACUAGGAAGCGUUUACAGUCAGUUAUGAAGCGUGAACCUUUUUAAUAAAUUCUUGGCUUGUUUUGACCCCUUAAUUAGUGAUGGUGUAUGACAUUGUUUUCCAUUUUUUAGUUUCUUUCAUAUGGUGGUGUUGUACUGAUGUUCUUCUUUUCUUUCUCCUUCUGCAAUUGUUGUUGUUGCUAUUGAAGUAGAGAUUGUAGCAGUGUGUAAUGUAGCAGUGUGUAAUGUAUUGAUCUUGAAUGUGCGAGUGCAGUGAAUGAGUUAGA
Molecule: messenger RNA, 615 nt
Organism: Papaver somniferum (opium poppy)
Lineage: Eukaryota; Viridiplantae; Streptophyta; Magnoliopsida; Ranunculales; Papaveraceae
Exons: 3
Coding region: 38-394 (118 amino acids)
Source: RefSeq, a predicted model, not a curated record